AUGUUUUUCGAUGGAGCUUCGAAUGACUUGGGGCAUGGCAUAGGGGUUGUGUUAGUAUCACCAGAAGGAGGUCAUUAUCCCAUUAUAGCCAAGCUCAAUUUCUAUUGCACCAAUAAUGUGGCUGAAUAUGAAGCUUGUGUCAUGGGACUUCAGGCAGAAAUUGAGAGGAAAAUUCACAUUUUGAAAGUAUUUGGGGAUUUUGCUUUGGUUAUUUAUCAGUUACGAGGAGAAUGGGAGACACGCGACUCGAAGUUAGUCCGAUGUCAUAAGUUUAUUUCAAAGUUGAUUGAAAAUUUUGAUAAGAUUUGCUUCACCCAUUUACCCCGAGAGGAGAACCAAAUGGCUGAUGUAUUAGUCACACUAGCAGCAAUGUUCAAAGUUGGUACCGAUGUUAAGAUUCAACCCAUCAUGAUUAAUCUUCGAGAGUGCCCUGCACACUACUUCAGUGUAGAGGAAGAAGUAGACGAGAAACCGUGGUACCAUGAUAUUAUGCAUUAUCUCAAGUUUCAGCAAUAUCUGAAACAAAGCUCAGAAAAUGAUAAGAAAACCAUUAGAAAGUUGGCAAUGAAUUUCUUCUUGGAUGGGGACAUCUUAUACAAGAGAAGUAGGGAUCAAGUGCUUUUGAGAUGUGUGGAUUCAGCAGAGGCUUGGAGAAUAGUUGAGGAAGUUCACGAAGGAAUUUGUGGGGCACAUGCAAGUGGGCAUAUGUUGGCAAGACAGGUCAUGAGAGCAGGGUAUUACUAG
Messenger RNA from Theobroma cacao (cacao), 744 nucleotides. The record is from RefSeq and is a predicted model, not a curated record. NCBI's taxonomy places the organism in Eukaryota, Viridiplantae, Streptophyta, Magnoliopsida, Malvales, Malvaceae.